GUUUUGAAAGUGAGCUACAAGCCUAAUUCAAAAAAUUAGCAAAAAUCCCUAAAAUUAGACAAGUUAGUAAUUCGUAAUCAAAUCUUCUGGAAGGGUGGAGUUUAAGCAAAAAAAACAGCAAAAGAGAAGGAGCAUCAAUGGAGUACACAAACAAGAGAGGAGAGAGAAAGUCAUCCAUUAGCGACGCUUAGAUGAAGCUCUUCUUCUUCAUCUACCACCUCCUUUGCGACUACAACUGAUCCCAUUUCGACACUCUUUUUUCUCCCCAGUAAUUCCUAGAGAGAGAAAGUGAAAGAGAGAGAAAGCGCCGAAGAAGAGAUCCUGAGAUCGAUCGAAAAUGUUGCCGACAACGUCAAAAGGGCGUUCGGCGUCCACUUCUCGGCAACCUAAUCCCGUUUUCCCUCAUUAUCUCCGUCGAAUUAUCAAGUGGCAACAAAUGGAUGUUGAAUACACCUUCUGGCAAAUGCUUCAUCUCUGUACCUCACCGAAAGUAGUCUAUCAGCACACCAAGUACCACAAACAAACCAAAAACCAAUGGGCUCGUGAUGAUCCUGCUUUUGUUGUUAUCUGCAGCCUCCUCUUAGCAGUUUCGGCUUUGGCUUUUUGUGCUGCGUAUGAUCAUAGCGCAGGACAUGCUGUUUAUGUAGUUCUUUCAGUUUUUCUUUUCCAUUUCGUCAUAACUGGAGCGGUGUUAGCAACUUGUUGCUGGUUUUUAACAAAUAACUACCUAAGAGAAGAGGCUCCUAAUAGUUAUGUGGUUGAACAGCGGGUAGAAUGGUUGUAUGCAUUUGACGUGCACUGCAAUUCAUUCUUCCCGAUGUUUGUUCUGCUAUAUGUGAUACAUUACUUUUUGUCACCACUUCUUCUGGCACAUGGAUUCAUACCUGUUCUGUUAUCAAAUUUGCUCUUCAUGGUAGCUGUGUCAUACUACCAUUAUCUAAACUUUUUAGGUUAUGAUGUGCUUCCAUUUCUGGAGAGGACAACCUUUUUCCUCUAUCCUAUUGGCAUUGUUCUAAUCCUUUCUCCUAUUUUUAUUCUUAGUGGAUUUAAUCCCUCAAGAUAUAUAAUGAACCUGUACUUCAGUAUGCGGCUAUGAUUUUGAGGCUGAACAUGUCAAGUAAGCACGUACAACGAGCUGGGAAAGAUAGAUAAAGUAGGGACAUGUUGUGAACAAGAGGUGCUAUGAAUGUUCACUUGAAGUAUGUAGAUUUUUCCAGAUGGUUAAUUCGUGGGAGCUUUUGUAACUUUUAACCUAUACGGCAUUACCUUCUCCAUCCUAUUGCUACAGAUUCUUUUACCUUUAAUUUUUUGGGCAAUGGGAAAAUACCGAAAGUGGAUUCAGAGGAAGGGAAAUGUUGACUGGUGGAUCGAUCAUAUCAACGAAAUGGUGAAUGUAGUGAUUCCGCUUAUUCUUUUAAUCUGUCUGCCCCUUCCUACUGCUCAGUUAGUUCCUUUAUUGAAAAGAGUUCCGUACUUAUACUGAUUGUAAACUUAGAAAUGUGAAGGCAAAUAUAGAAAUUAUUUGUUGCC
Molecule: messenger RNA, 1530 nt
Organism: Spinacia oleracea (spinach)
Lineage: Eukaryota; Viridiplantae; Streptophyta; Magnoliopsida; Caryophyllales; Amaranthaceae
Exons: 10
Coding region: 338-1096 (252 amino acids)
Cellular component (GO): Golgi membrane
Source: RefSeq, a predicted model, not a curated record